This is a messenger RNA of Solea solea (common sole), 9375 nucleotides long. RefSeq names its product protein tyrosine phosphatase receptor type Fa (gene ptprfa). NCBI's taxonomy places the organism in Eukaryota, Metazoa, Chordata, Actinopteri, Pleuronectiformes, Soleidae. The record is from RefSeq and is a predicted model, not a curated record. Gene Ontology annotation, biological process: protein dephosphorylation. The transcript has 36 exons. Gene Ontology annotation, molecular function: protein tyrosine phosphatase activity; protein binding. The coding region runs from base 490 to 6258 and encodes 1922 amino acids.
GAUGCUGCUGUGACAGAGGAGCAGCGGACGGUCAAAGAGGAGGCGCAGCAGCUCCGCGUUACCGGGAACACUGAACGCACUCUGACGGGGGACCGAAGCAGCUCAGCCCGCGGCUGCUGAGCGGAGGAUUUACCCGAAAACCUUUCACUGACACACGGAGCCUUUUCUCCCGUUUAACUCGGAGGAUUUUAGCGGGACUGGAGGAAGUGGAGGAGACAGACUCACUCUUUUCUUCCUCAACUGUGAGCGGGGACCUCUCUGCUCCUCAGCAUCUCCUCCGGAAUGCACGCAUCCUCCAGGAGAACCUAGAAAAUGGAAGACAGUGUCCGUCUGCAAAGAGCCAUCAACAACCACAACAGCUGGAUGUGAUAGGCCGUGACAUCUGUCAAUCAAGCAGAGACUUGUACAGUGUCGCUCUAUGAUUGCGUGAGCUCGUUGCCAAUCAGCAGCAGCGUGAGGACCAGUGGGGCGAGCGGCAGCAGUCACAGCAUGGACGUCAGACUCAAACGCCUGUGGCCUCUCACCAGGGGAGCUCUUCAUCUCCUGCUGCUGACCAGGCUGGUGCUGCCCUCACAAUCAGAGAGCACGCCCAGCUUCAUCAAGUCCCCCGACGAUCAGACGGGGAUAUCGGGCGGCGUGGCGUCGUUCGUGUGCCAGGCGGUGGGCGAGCCCAAACCUCGCAUCACCUGGAUGAAGAAGGGGAAGAAAGUCAGCUCUCAGCGCUUUGAGGUGAUCGAGUUUGAUGACGGCUCAGGCUCGGUGCUGCGUAUCCAGCCUCUGAGGACCCACCGCGACGAAGCCAUCUACGAGUGCACGGCCACCAACAGCGUGGGAGAGAUCAACACCAGCGCCAAACUCACCGUCCUCGAAGAGGACCAGAUCCCUCACGGUUUCCCCACCAUCGACAUGGGGCCUCAGCUCAAGGUCGUGGAGAGAACGCGCACUGCGACGAUGCUGUGUGCGGCCAGUGGGAACCCCGACCCGGAGAUCUACUGGUUCAAAGACUUCCUGCCCGUGGACAUCAGCAGCAGCAACGGGCGAAUAAAACAACUGCGUUCAGGUGGUACACCGAUCAGAGGAGCACUUCAAAUUGAGAACAGUGAGGAGUCAGACCAGGGCAAGUACGAGUGUGUGGCAGUCAACAGCGCCGGGACUCGCUACUCUGCACCAGCCAACCUUUAUGUUCGAGUUCGCCGCGUGCCUCCCCGUUUCUCCAUCCCGCCCACCAACCACGAGGUGAUGCCCGGCGGCAGCGUCAACCUGACAUGCGUGGCGGUCGGCGCUCCCAUGCCUUACGUCAAGUGGAUGACCGGCGAGGUGGAGCUGACCCGCGAGGAGGAGAUGCCCAUCGGCCGCAACGUCCUGGAGCUCACCACCAUCCGCCAAUCGGCCAACUACACCUGCGUGGCCAUAUCGUCGCUGGGCAUGAUCGAGACCACGGCCCAGAUUACUGUGAAAGCACUGCCAAAACCGCCCGCCUCCCUCAUUGUGACAGAAACCACAGCAACCAGUGUCACCCUGACCUGGGACUCUGGUAACCCAGAACCCGUGUCCUACUACGUGAUCCAGUACCGCUCCAAGCUGUCCGACAACGGCUUCCAGGAAGUAGACGGAGUAGCCACCACCAGAUACAGCAUCGGCGGCCUCAGCCCCUUUUCCGAAUAUGAAUUCCGCGUCAUGGCUGUCAACAACGUCGGCCGGGGCCCGCCAAGUGGCAUAGUGGACACACGUACCAGCGAGCAAGCUCCUUCAUCGCCUCCUCUACACGUGCAGGCACGCAUGCUGAGUUCCAGCACCAUGCUGGUCCAGUGGGAACCUCCAGAGGAGCCCAAUGGUCAAAUCCGAGGAUAUAGGGUCUACUACAGCUCUGCCCACGACACCCCGCUCAGCGCCUGGCAGAAACACAACACUGAUGACAGCCACCUCACGACCAUUUCAGGCCUGACCACAGACAUCACCUACAGCCUGAGGGUGCUGGCCUUCACCUCAGUGGGAGACGGGCCUCCCUCUGAUGUCCUGCAGAUCAAGACCAAGCAGGGAGUUCCUGCUCAGCCGUCUGGGCUCGAGGCCGAGGCUGAGCUGGACUCAAGGAUCAUGCUGUCGUGGCUGUGGCCGGUUCAGGACGCCAUCACCGGCUUUGAGCUGCUCUACUGGGAGGCCAACAGUCCCUUAGACAAGCAACGUGCCACCUUCGGCCCAGCGGGCUUCUACGCAGUGGAUGGUCUGAGGCCAGAUACGAUGUACAUGUUUUCUCUGGCAGCAAGAUCUGAGAUGGGUUUAGGAGUCUUUUCUCAGCCUAUCGAGGCCAGAACCGCCCAGUCCACCCCUUCGGCCCCGCCACAGGACGUACGCUUGCUCAGCCUCAGCUCCACCAGCAUCAAGGUGAGCUGGGUGCCGCCGCCCAAAGACAGCCACCACGGUGAGAUAGUGCGCUACUCCCUCGCCUACCAGGCAGUCACAGGGGAGGACAUGGAGCGCCACCAGGUGUCAGGGACGAUCGGCGCUAACGUCACAAGCUACGUGCUGGACGACCUGGAGAGGUGGACCGAGUAUUUGGUGUGGGUGAGGGCUUACACGGACGUCGGGCCUGGUCCAGAGAGCCCUACAGCCCGCGUCAGAACCAAGGAGGAUGUGCCCGGAGCUCCUCCCAGAAAGGUGGAGGCCGACGCCCUCAACUCCACCAGCAUCAGAGUGACCUGGAAGCCUCCGCUGUCUGUGAAGCAGCACGGUCAGAUCAGAGGCUACCAGCUGGUCUACUCCAGGCUGGAGAACGGCGAGGCUCACGGGCAGCCGGUCAUCGUGGACGUCGCCCUGCCUGACGCACAGGAGGCCAUGAUAACCGGCCUUCUCCCCGAGACGACCUACUCGCUGACUGUAGCCGCAUACACAACGAAGGGCGAUGGAGCGCGCAGCAAAGCCAAGGUGGUCACCACCACAGGAGCAGUGCCCGGUAAGCCCACCAUGAUGAUCAGCACCACCAUUGGGAACACUGCCUUGAUCCAGUGGCAGCCUCCUAAAGAGAUGGUGGGGGAGCACGUGGGUUAUCAGCUGCAGUUUAAGAGAGCAGAGGAGGAGGCUUUCACCGUCAAAGACUUCAGAAAGACCGACGAUCACUUCACGGUCACCGGCCUCCACAAAGGAGCCACCUACGUCUUCAAACUGUGUGCCAAAAACCGCGCCGGCAACGGGGAGGAGUACGUGAAGGAGAUCAGCACCCCGGAAGAUAUUCCCAGCAGCUACCCGCUGAAUCUGAGCGUGGUCGGCCUGACCGCCACCUCCACCCAGCUGGCCUGGGACCCGCCCCCUCUGGCCGAGAGGAACGGGAAGGUCGUCAAGUACGUGGUGGUGUACCGAGACAUCAACAGCCAGCACAACAACACCAACAUCACCACGGAGACGCGCAUGACCGUCCAGGGUCUGCAGCCCGACACGACCUACGACAUCCGAGUCCAGGCUUUCACCAGUAAAGGGGGAGGUCCCAUCAGCCCCAGCAUCCAGAGCAGGACCAUGUCCAUGUCCAUGCCAGACCUUCCCCCAGUGUUCACCAAGAACUUUGGAGUGACGGCCGUGACGAAGACGUCUGUCCUGCUGACCUGGGAAGUGCCCGAAUCCUACAAGUCUCAAGUGCCUCUGAAGAUCCUGUACAACCAGCAGAGUGUGGAGGUCCAGGGCAGCCUGAAGAGGAAGCUCAUCACGCAGCUGCAGCCCGACACUGAUUACUCCUUUGUGCUGAUGAGUCGGGGGAACAGCGCCGGCGGCCUCCAGCAGCAGGUCUCCAUCAGGACGGCUCCAGACCUGCUGAAGACCAAGCCUGCUGUUUACCAACAGGACGUGGAGGAGGGCGGCAAAGUGAGCGUCAGUCUGCCCCGGGCGCCUGCAGGAGCCCCUGUCAGGUGGUUCUACAUCGUGGUCGUCCCUGUCUCUGCAGCGUCUCUGAACAAAUGGGAGACGCCUGAAGACAUGGACAUACAUGAGCUCCUGGAGACUGGCGCUGACAGCAGUCUGCAGAGAAGGCGGAGACAGAGCCAGGAUUUCCUGCGGCCCUACAUCGCUGCCAAGGUGGACGCCCUGCCUGACGUCUUCACUCUGGGCGAUGAGCGGAAGUACAACGGCUACUACAACAAAGCACUCGUUGGCCAACAGCAGUACCGCUGCUUUGUGCUGGCUGACCUGACGGACCAUGAAUCUCAGUGGACGUUCGCGGCCAGUCCCUUCUCUGAGCCCGUGAUGGCGAAGCUCCACAGCGGCAUGACGAGACAGACCGAGGAGCCGGAGAUGCUGUGGGUGAUGGGUCCGGUCCUGGCCGUCAUCCUCAUCAUCAUCAUCGUCAUCGCUAUUCUACUCUUCAAGAGCAAACAAGAAAGGAAAAGAACGUGUCCGGCCAAAGACGAGCACAUGGCGGGGGUCAAGGACUCACUGCUGGCCCACUCCUCAGACCCUGUGGAGAUGAGAAGACUCAACUACCAGACACAAGGUUCCAGUGUCCUCAGUUGCCCGAACACUGCAAGGAUGAGGGAACAUCCUCCCAUCGCCAUCUGUGACCUGGCUGACCACAUCGAGAGACUCAGAGCCAACGACGGCCUGCGCUUCUCGCAGGAAUACGAGUCUGUCGAUCCAGGACAGCAGUUCACGUGGGAGCACUCCAACCUGGAGGUCAACAAGCCAAAGAACCGCUAUGCAAAUGUCAUCGCCUACGACCACUCGAGGGUCAUCCUCACUCCUGUGGACGGAGUUCCAGGCAGCGACUAUAUCAACGGCAACUACAUUGAUGGCUACAGGAAGCAGAACGCUUACAUCGCCACGCAGGGGCCGCUGCCGGAGACGCUGACUGACUUCUGGAGGAUGGUGUGGGAACAGAGAACCUGCACCAUCGUGAUGAUGACGCGCCUCGAGGAGAAGUCACGGGUUAAGUGUGACCAGUAUUGGCCGAGUCGAGGCACAGAGACCUAUGGGAUGAUUCAGGUGACCAUGUUGGACACAGUGGAGCUGGCGACGUACAAUGUACGCACCUUCGCCCUCUAUAAGAAUGGCUCUAGUGAGAAGAGAGAGGUGCGACAGUUCCAGUUCAUGGCUUGGCCAGACCACGGAGUGCCUGAGUAUCCAACCCCAACGCUGGCCUUCCUCCGCCGAGUCAAGGCCUGUAACCCUCCAGACGCUGGACCCAUGGUGGUCCACUGCAGUGCCGGCGUGGGCCGGACGGGCUGCCUCAUCGUGAUCGAGGCCAUGCUGGAGAGGAUGAAGCACGAGAAGUCGGUGGACAUUUACGGCCACGUGACGUGUAUGCGCGCUCAGAGGAACUACAUGGUGCAGACGGAGGAGCAGUACAUAUUCAUCCACGAGGCCCUGCUCGAAGCCGCGGUGUGCGGCAACACGGAGGUCCCCGCCCGCAACCUGUACGCCCACAUCCAGAAGCUCACCCAGAUCCCUCCAGGAGACACCGUCACCACCAUUGAACUGGAGUUCAAGAAACUGGCCAACUCCAAAGCACAUACCUCAAGAUUCAUCAGUGCCAACUUGCCGUGUAACAAAUUCAAGAAUCGCCUGGUGAACAUCAUGCCUUUCGAGUCCACCCGCGUCUGCCUGCAGCCAAUCAGAGGGGUGGAGGGCUCCGACUACAUCAAUGCCAGCUUCAUUGACGGAUACAGGCAGCAGAGAGCAUACAUGGCCACCCAGGGCCCGUUAUCUGAGACCACAGAGGACUUCUGGAGAAUGUUGUGGGAGCACAACUCCACCAUCGUCGUCAUGCUCACCAAGCUGCGCGAGAUGGGACGGGAAAAGUGCCAUCAGUACUGGCCCGCAGAGCGCUCCGCACGUUACCAGUACUUUGUUGUGGACCCGAUGGCCGAGUACAACAUGCCUCAGUACAUCCUGAGAGAGUUCAAAGUCACAGACGCCAGGGACGGUCAGUCGAGGACCAUCAGGCAGUUUCAGUUCACAGACUGGCCAGAGCAGGGAGUGCCAAAAACUGGAGAGGGAUUCAUCGACUUCAUCGGCCAGGUCCAUAAAACCAAGGAGCAGUUUGGACAAGACGGACCGAUCACUGUCCACUGCAGUGCUGGUGUUGGACGGACCGGUGUGUUCAUCACCCUGAGCAUCGUCCUGGAGAGGAUGAGGUAUGAAGGCGUGGUCGACCUCUUCCAGACGGUCAAGACGCUCCGAACUCAGCGGCCGGCCAUGGUGCAGACAGAGGACCAGUACCAACUGUGUUACCGGGCUUCUCUGGAGUACCUGGGAAGCUUCGAUCACUAUGCAACAUAACCCUGCCCGCCCAGACAGAUAACACUCAGAAGAAUUUGGUGUCUCCUCUGAGCCAUAAUAAUCCACUCAGCUCCAAUCGGCCCCUGCAGUCUGAUGAGGAGGUUACAAGGAAGACGGUGGGGGGGGGGGGGCGGGGGGAGCAGGAACUGGAAACCCCUCCACCCCCAGCUGGACUGUACCAUAAUCCUGCCACAAAACCAACACCAAAACCUCCCAAACUAAAAAAAAAGAAGAAAAAACAACCACCCUGAAAGACUCCCGCCUCAUUCUCCUGUCAACAACCCCCCCCCCCAUUUCUGCCUCCUCCCAAUAGCAAAAACAAUCUUUUUCUUUUCUGCUAUUGUCAUUUAUAUUCAUCAUUACUAUGCUGUUAUGGAUAUUUAGAAAUGAUUUUGUAAUCACUUACACUGGUUACUAUAUGUCUUAAUGGGUCUUUUUGUUUGUUUGUUUGUUUUUUUUAUUUGUUUUUUUGAACUUUUAAUUAUUUUUAUUAGCACUAAGAACAUGUAUUUUCAACAUGCUCCGAUUUAUUAAUACCGCAGAGCUUAUACUCACAGCUGCUAAUCAUUUUUAUUUUCUACCAUAGAUAUACAGUAUAUAUAUAUGAUAGUCUGACGUUAUCAUCACUGCACUGGACCUGGUCAGCGGGGGGAACAUCGUGGCUUUGACUCCCUGUCUUCACAUCCAGCAGAGUGGUGACGGUGAUAUCACAGAUAAAAUAUACGCAGAGCUAAAUACAUCGACAAAGACUGGUCACCUGGAAACAGCCACCACAGAUCUGAACAAACAAAAUAUGCUGUUGGAUUCAAGUCAAAUAUGUGUGAAAUAUGUGUGACGACUUAAAAUCCAAGUCACUGCAUGAAAACAGAGAAGAAAAAGACAAGUUCUCACUCAUUUUGUACCAAUUUAUCCUCCGUGUGAGGGUCGCGGGGGCUGCUGGAGCCAAUCCCAGCUGACACGGGCUGAAAGGCGGGGUCACAUGUGUCCAAUUAACCUCUACAUGGUCGUGGACGAUGGAAGGAAACCGGAGAAUCUGGAGAAAAAAAGCCACGUGCACACACACAAAGAACAUGCUUGGGAUUCGAACUGGUGACCUUCUUGCUGUGAGGCGACAUUGCUAGCCACUACACGGCCCCAUGUUGCAAGUUAUUUUCUAGAAUUCAACCAAGACUAAAAACAGAGCAUGACCCUCAUUUAUGCAUAAUUUCAUCAUUUUAUUUCGUCAUAAUAAUCCAGUGAAAAGACUUAAACACAGACACAGAAUGGACCCAUAAUCAGAUGGAGAUUAUUUUAUCACCAACUACUGUAGUAGAGGAGAGCAGUGGAUUAAAUGGCAGGUAGACUGUAAGCAAAAGACUUAUGGAGAUGUGAUACACCUGUUGGCUCCGCCCACACCUGCAGACAGAGACAUCAACAUGUGUUUAAUGUUGUUUCAGUAGCAUUUCCAUUCACAUUUGGUCCCGUUAUGUGUGUUUAAGGGCUCGUACACAUGAGAAGGGAGGAUUUGAAAAGGUUUCCUUAUCAAACCAGAACCAGCAGAACCAGCAUUUGGGAGCUCUUAACUGCUAGUUUUUUGUUGUUGUUGAAAAAAACAAAACUCAAAACUCCACCCUUGUUUACAACUAAUACACAACGUUUGGAAAAAGAUGAUGUCAUAAGCUCCACCUAGUGUCAAACAUUCGCUGUUGUCAGCUUCUACUUCUAGCGUUUGGAGUUUGCACUCGGCUAACGCGCUCCAUGUUGUCUUUACUUAACUGCAGCGUGGAGAGUCAUUUUUGGGGGGUAUCACGUGUUUAUGAAAACAUUUCUUGUCUUUACUUUUUUUUUUUUAAAUGCGUUCAUAGCGACGUAACCUUUGUCCAUUUCUGUUUACGAUGCUAAUAUUAAGCUUAAAGUUUUUGAUAAGUGAGUGUGGAGAAGCUAGCAGUGGCAGGCUACACACUACACUAAAAAAAUACGAUGAUAUGCCCCACCCCCUUAUGUUGAAGCCCCACCCCUAAAACACUGGAAGUCAUCUGGAGUGAAACGGUUUAUUUCGGCUGUACUUUAUCUGCCGUUGUUUGCCAACUUAUGGCUCCCGCCUCAGCUUCUCUGGCUUUUUUAAUGAAGACUGGUCAUGCGACAUGAGAGUGUGGGCGGGGCUUGUGUGUACAGGUGGACAGGUCAGAUAGUCUUUUCAUGAGGUCUGAGUGAAACAAUGACUGUUUUAGUGUUUAUUACAGUACUGCUACCAUUUUCCAGAAAAGCUGAUCUAUUACUGGCUCUCGGGGCGUGAAUUGGAUCAGAGACAAAUUACAGACCUAAGCUUUAAAACACGGUAAUAUACACUCCCCACUGAUGUUCUUCCUGCUGGAUGUCUUGAUGCUGAAUUGGGGAUUUAAGUGUCACUAUUAAAUCACACAGUCUCAGAUGCCUUUUACCAGGGAGAUUGAAUAUGGUUCAUUGUCAUUGUCAUUUUCUUUUUUUUUAAUCAAUCAAUUAGACUUACAUUUAUAGAUCACUUUUCAUACAAAUAUAAAUUGUAGCACAAAGUGCUUUUACACGAUAAAAUCAGAAGACCUGAGGGUUCUAAAAGACUUAAAGGGUUAAAGCAAGUCAGAUAAAGACCAUUAAUUACUGUAAGAGCUUUAAAAAACAAUAAAAAGGAGCUUAAAAUUGAUUCUGAAACUCAGAGACUUGAGGAUUGGUGUGAUGUGUGCACACUUCUUGCGUACUCGUACUUUGCACAAUAUUUCCAGAUAUUGUGUUGGUACAGUUCACAACGUACUGCACCAAACACCACACAGAGGAGUGAGUUUCAGUGUUAAUUCCCUUUCAUGACUUUCUGUUUGCACACAUGGCUUCACCGAGACAUGAUGCACACGACGACGUUCCCGGAUCUGAUGUAUGAUAAUAGUACGGCUCUACUACUUCGUCACUGUGUUGCAGAGGGACAGACGGAGGUUUUUUUUGCGCCGGAUGAGAUGAGAUGAGGAGGUUUUGGAUAGAGUGGGAGUUUGUGCUGUCGUGGUCCUAUCUGUUGUAUACAUGAUCUGUUUUCUAUUUGUUAAUAAAAAGCAGAAAAAAUGUCUUGAAAAUCUUGAUGUUAAUAAACUUGACUGGGUUUGUAAUACAAAA